This is a messenger RNA of Papilio machaon (common yellow swallowtail), 3804 nucleotides long. RefSeq lists its product as uncharacterized. NCBI's taxonomy places the organism in Eukaryota, Metazoa, Arthropoda, Insecta, Lepidoptera, Papilionidae. Gene Ontology annotation, molecular function: proton-transporting ATPase activity, rotational mechanism. The record is from RefSeq and is a predicted model, not a curated record. The transcript has 10 exons. Gene Ontology annotation, cellular component: vacuolar membrane; proton-transporting V-type ATPase complex. The annotation marks the transcript as partial.
AUGUUCAAAGAAGAUGACGAUGAGGAAGAUAACACUUUCGGUGUUACGCGGUACCCGUGCAUGCCGUCUCUGGUCGCGCUGCAGCAGAUGCGUAAUCGGCUGCAUCUCGCCAACCUCGGCAAGAAGCUUAUGAAGUGGACUGCAGUCGCAGCCAUGACUGAGCUGAGGAAUAUCGCGCUACAGAUCGAUAGUGUGUAUAAGAACUUCAGUGAAGAUAUGUGCGAGGCCUUCAUCAUGCUGGCAAGAUGUCGAUAUUUUAAUCCUAGUCUGAACCAAAUGGUGGUUGAAGGUUGUCCCAAUCAGGCUGAAAUAUGUGUGACGUCAUCAACAAGAACCGCAUCAGGAGUGAAAGUAAUAAAGUAUGAGAUAAUCGAAAAUAACACUCACCCAUAUGAGCAUCUUGGAAUAGGGAAGGGAGGUCAGAUGAUUUUAGAUACGAAAAAGACUUGGCUUGACUUAUUAAAACGUAUUAUAUUAAUGGUGGAGCUUCGUAAGAACUUUAAAUUGGUCGAAGAAAUGCAAAAAUCCGCCAACAAGAAAAUGAACGUUUUAGGAAAAGUGGUUGUACCAAAAUGUAAAGCUACGUGCACGUACAUUAUUGAUGCUCUGGAAGAACUGGCCAGAGACGAAUUUUAUCGACGAAAAAUGAUUUUAGAAGUUAAGGGAAAAGGAGAAAAAGACCCGAAAUGUUCGAGCGAAUGUUCGCUUAUUUGUGACGAAGAUGAAAAUAAACCGAUGCACCUCGCCAUGAAUGACCAUGUUACCCAGAUAUUACAAUUAGUGAAUAGUAUAGACGACAAAAAGUUUUCCGAGUCGGAUAUCAAAGAUUUUUUAGGCUUAGGCGAAGAGCUUAAGAGCAAAUUGUAUGAUAGUAUAAAACCAACAUCAAACUUUGUUGAAACCGAUGACAAAGACAAUGCCAAGACAGAUAUACCCGCAGAACAUAAAGUACAACUUGAUACACAAUUAAAUUUGCCUCUUGAUGAAAAGGAAAAUAUGGAUCCAGUUGAAGUAGAAAUUAAAGAAAUUACCAAAAUAGUGAGAAUCAGAAAUAAAGAUGGCACUUACAGAGAAGUAAAGAAAACCAUAAAAAUACAAAAGGAAACUAAAAUAAUUGAGAAUACAAGUAAUUUAAGUGUCUCAAACAAUAAGGUGUUAUAUGAACCGUCUACGUCUUCUUCUAAAUCUACACCUUCGCGUGAAACAAGAAUACAAAUGAUUAAUCUUAAAAAUUGCAACAUUCCCACGCAGCAAACAAAAGAACGGGAAUCAGAUAAAAAAUUAAAUACUGUACUUUGUGACAAUUUAGUAUUGGAGAAAGAUUUAUCAGAAUCUAGCUUGGAUAUAGAUAUGGAAUAUUUGAAAUCUAAAUAUUUUUGUACAAAUUGCCCAAUUUGUAAAGAAUUAUCAAGUGAAAUAUUUAAAGUUCAAGACAUUGAAGAACUCUACGAAAAAUAUCAAUUAGAUGAAAAAAAUCUGUUCGAAACAGAAGAAAUGAAAGCUGGUAAUAUUUUAAUAUGUAACAACGGACAUGAAAAUGACGAAGGCAAUGUAUUAAAUGAACAUGAUUCAACAAGAUUCAGUGUUCUAGAAAAUUAUACUAAGUUAGCUCAAUAUUUUUCAAGCAUUUUCCACAAAACUAAAAACUGUUAUAAGCAAUGCAACAAGUCUCCUGUACUAUUGCCUAUAACCACAUAUUUCUCAUCAGGCACUACAGAUUUGUCCGGAAAUGAACGAAAUAAACAAAUAUUAACGACGUUAUUACAAAAAAUUGACCAAACUAAAGACGUGGCUAAGGCGUUUAAAAAACAUUCUAUAUCUAGUGAUAUCGAAAAAUUUAUUAACGCCUGUGUAACAUUGAGUGAAAAUCUAAAAAAGAUUACCGAACAAAGUGAAGAAGGUCGAACAUGUCUUUGCGAAGGAAAAUGUGAAACAUGUGGUUGCGUUCAUAAUGAUGAAGAAAACAACGAAGAUGUUAAUGAUGAAGUAGAAGAAAAUAAUACUAUAAAAUACGAAAUUGAAAAAAACAUUAAGAGCGAAUCGAAAAUUGUUAACAUGGCGACAGAGAGUUCUGCAGGAUACUUCGAAAGGAAAGUUAAAACGUCAAAAAUUAAACGAUUUACCAACAGGGAUGGCACCGUGCGGGAGGAAAUAGAAACUACUAUAGUUACAGAGAAAAUACACGAUCCCGUUGGAGAUAUUGUUGAUAUAGAUCGAGAUGACGACAUGGAUCUAGAAGAAGAAGAAAUGUUUUGGAGGUUGAAUGUUCUUUCGAAAUCGGUUAUGCCACGUGCUUCGCUGAGCAUACGUUAUAUUUUAUUUGAAUUAGAAGAAAUGGAGAGGGAAGAUAAUUUUAGAUUGAAACGUUUUAAGGAGUUAAAGAUUAAAAAGCAAAGUAAAGAAGCGGCUGAUAAAGAAGAAAUGAAAACAGAUGUUAAAGAAAACCUUCCUCCCGAACAGCUCACACUAUUAGAAGUUGAAUUUGAUGAUAAAAAAGAAGACCCUUACGGUUUUAAUGAAUUAGAAAAAGUGAAAGAAAAACAUAUUCCAAAGAAAAUGGAAAAGAUAGAAGAAAGUAUGGAAAAGGAACCUAAUAUAAACUUGAAUGAUGUACAAGAAACUGAAACAAAUGAGUUAAAGAACCAAGGUGAAUAUACAACAAACAAAGAUGAGGAAAAAGUUGGAAAUGCAUCAUACUUUGAUGAACCGUGGAAUAAAAUAAUGGAUGAAAACUUUUGUAAAUGCUCUCCUUUAUUUAUGUCAACACAAGAGGUAUGUCAAGCUGAAAUACCUAAUCAAAGCUUCAAUCUAGAAUCAGAUAAAAAAUUACAGGGUAUUAAGUUGCAGAAAGAGGAUGAAUUAAAAAUUUCAAAAGACAUUCCGCCUUGCAGUAAAAACGUUGCUGCUUGUUCUCAAAAUAUACGCAAAUACUCUACAGAAUUUAGUAAACUUUCUGUCCAUGAUAGCACCUUCAGUGUUAAUUCUAAAGUUGAAGAUAAACUUGGUAGUUUCGAAAGUAAGUACAAAGAAAUCAUAAAAGUAUCACGACUACCAAACGAAGAUGGUACUGUUCGACAGAAACGAAAAAUAGUUACAGUUAGGACAGAUAAGAGAAACCCUAUGAAAACUAAAUCGGUUAAUAUUCAAAAUAAUGUAGACAAUGGCGAAAAUUUAGUGUGUACCUGUUCCGAUUCAAGUAGUCAAAGUGGAAAAAGUGAAAGUAGUGAGGCUGAUGACGCAAAUAAUCAAAAUGAAAAUGAUAAAAGACCAGAUUUAUUUUAUCCACCAACAGAUACUAGAUCUGAGCCUGUUUGUAGUAAGUGUCUGUCGGAUAAAUCUAAUUUACGGUCUUGUAUAUCUGCUGGGAGUAUGAAAAAUACAAAAAAGAUGAACACUAUAACAUGCAGCUACCCUAGCGACCGCAGAGUGAAUAUAACCAUUAGUGAUAAAGGUUUUGAACAACUUGAUAGUACUAAAGAGUCACGAUUACCUUUAGUCUCGUCUAUCAAUGUCAACUUUUGUGAUUUGCCUAAGAAUAUCUUGUUGGACUUACGAGAUUGUCAAGAUGUAUGUAACGAAACAAAUCAGCAAACCAAAUAUGCGAUUGAUGAAGAUUUAUCUAAAAUAACACAACCAAAGAAAUCUGCAAGUACUUGUAUGUGUGACCUUGAAAAUGACGAUUUAGAAACCGCUGAGAAAUGUUCUGAGUGCUUUAACAAAGUAGGUGUUGAAGUUGAGGCGAUGUUUAAGAAUGCUUCUACUGGCAUGACGAGCACAGCUUAUAUAUUUAAUAAUGUUAUAGUG